GUGCAUUUCACCAGCUUUGUUUGUUUACAUUUUAAUGAUUGAUAAAUCUCAAUGAAGGGAAGCAAGAAAGAUGUUUUAGCUUCACUACAACUAUGAAGAAAGGUAAAGAAGAAAAUCGUAUUUAUGGAGUUGAUGAUUAUAAAUCAGAGAAUCGAAAAGAUCCAAUGUUAAAUAGCUAUGACAAAGAGUUAAGAAAUCCAUCUUCUAACCAGCUAAGAGAGGUUGGGAGAAAUAAAUUAGUGCGAAAGAAAAAGAGAGAAUAUCAAAAUGAAAUCCAAGAGAAUCCAUUCAGCAUCUCAAGUUCACGAAACAACAAUCAAGAGAAUGUUCUUCCCAGUGUAUCAUCUUUAAGUCACGACAAAAGCAAUGCACCUGAUGAGAAAAGGAAGGCAUAUUCGAAGAGAACAGUGAGGCUUGGAACCAUACGAUAUCAAUUGCUACGUCCUAGUCAAGUGGAAGUAUUAAGUCGACCAGAGGUUGCUCGAAAAAGGGUUGCUUGUCAACUAUUUUUUCUAAAUCAUUACAUUUCAUUAAUAGAUUAUUAUAAAUUACGAAAAGAGCGUUUCAAUCAGUUUGUCCAUUUCAGUGAGGAAUUAAAAGCCUCGAAGCAAAAGAAAUUAUGGAAAGAGCACUGUGGACGAGAACGAGCGUUUUUAAGGAAAAGAAGGACUAAAGUUCAAAGCAAUCAUUUUGAUUUGCUCGUAAAACUUGGACAAGGAGGUUAUGGAUCUGUCUGGUUAGCCAAGAAGAAAGAUACCCAUGAAUUUGUAGCAUUGAAAAUGAUGAAGAAAGCGGUUCUGCAGCAAAUGGGUGAAGUACGGCAUAUCCUGACCGAGAGAGAUGUGUUGACAAACACGAAUUCCGAAUGGCUAAUCAAACUGUUUUAUGCCUUUCAAGAUCAAAGUUUCGUAUACUUGGCGAUGGAAUAUGUUCCAGGAGGAGAUUUCCGAACAUAUUUAGCUAUGCAUGGAUUGCUUCGUGAAAGACAGACUAGAUUUUAUUUGGCCGAGAUGUUUAUGGCAGUCAAUGAAGUUCAUAAAUUAGGAUAUACGCACCGAGACUUAAAACCAGAGAACUUUUUAAUUGACAGAAACGGACACUUGAAAUUAGGAGACUUUGGACUCAGCACGGGAAUUGUGAACAGCGCGCAGAUCCGAAAGCUCAGGAAAAACCUUGCGAGCGCAGAGGCUCCUCAGAGUGGGUAUUUAACACAAAAACAGCGAAGAAACAUAUAUAGAGCCUUUUUAGAGAGAAAUGGAUACCGGGCAAAUUCGAUUGUGGGAUCCCCGGAAUAUAUGGCACCGGAAGUAAUUUAUGGAGAUGGAUAUGACAAGACAGUAGAUUAUUGGUCUUUGGGAUGUAUUCUGUAUGAGUGUGCCGUAGGUUAUCCACCGUUUUCGGGAACGACAACACAAGAGACAUGGACGAAUCUUUAUUUUUGGAAAGAUGUUUUACAAAGACCAGAAAAGAAUAAGAAUGAUGAAUACGAACAGUCGGCUGUUUGUAUAUCAGACGAUGCUUGGUCGUUCAUACUCAGAUGCCUAGGUGAGCCGGAGAUGCGAUUUCAAAGUAUGGGAGAAAUUCAAAAGCAUCCAUACUUUUCCAAGAUUCAUUGGAAUCAUUUACGAAGUCAUGGAAGACCACCAUUUAUACCUCAUCUGAGUGAUCCAUUGGAUACAUCGCACUUUGAUGAUUUCUCAAACGAAGCGGUUAUGGAAGCGUAUAGAGAUGUUUACGAUAAGAAAAGGAUUAUGGAAGAGAAAAUGUACAAGCGCCAUGAGGUCGUCAACCAACGUCCCUUCCAAGGAUUUACGUACAAACACCGUACGAGCCACCUGAAGCCAGCCAAGCAACAAGAAGAAGGUGAAGAAGAACCAGAGUGGAAGAAAAAGAAAAAGAAGAAGAAGGAAGAAAGUAGUCGAAAGAAAAAGAUGGCGAAAAAUCGUGUGGAUAGGAAUGAGCUGGCAGCUUUAUCGAAUUCAACUGAUACAACUCCCUUGUAUCAUGAGCUGAAAGCGGAAAAGAAAAGGCAUGGAGGAAAGAAGAAAUUGCAUCCUAAUGAUUAUUUGAGGAGGAAAGAAAAGGAUUACUAUGAAGUAUUAUUUUGAGAAGGAAAUUUCUGAGGAGAAUAUAAACCGAAAAGACAGAGAGGAAUCGCUUUCAACGUGUGAUGGAAAGCCGAAACGAUUAAUUUGAUUGGAAGGAUAAUAUUAUAAAAAGAAAAAAGAAAAAAGAAAAGUUGAAAAGUUGAAAAGGUAAAGAGGAAUUUUCUAGUGAAAACAAACAAAAGGAAACGAGAAAAGUCAUGAUUUCUUUUUGUGCUUUAGCUUAACGAUACUUUAAAACAAGGACAAGUUUUGCGAAAACAAUCGCAACUUUUUUUAAUACCCGCGGUAGUUUAAAUAGGGAGAAAGGAGCAAGAGAGAAAAAUAAAAUAUAUUGUUGGAUCGCAAAGAAUGAA
This is a messenger RNA of Schizosaccharomyces octosporus yFS286, 2461 nucleotides long. Its product is annotated as AGC/NDR protein kinase Mug27. Gene Ontology annotation, cellular component: spindle pole body. Gene Ontology annotation, biological process: peptidyl-serine phosphorylation; intracellular signal transduction. The record is from RefSeq and is a predicted model, not a curated record. The transcript is spliced from 3 exons. The coding region runs from base 93 to 2108 and encodes 671 amino acids. Lineage: Eukaryota; Fungi; Ascomycota; Schizosaccharomycetes; Schizosaccharomycetales; Schizosaccharomycetaceae. Gene Ontology annotation, molecular function: protein serine/threonine kinase activity; ATP binding.